GGGGCCGGGCGGUGCGCGGGUGGCAAAAGUGGUGCGUUCUCGGAGGGGCCGGUGCGCGAGGCUGCGGGCGUGCUUGAGCGGCCUGCCCCGCGCCCGCCGCUGCCAUGGACGGUCUGCGCCAGCGCUUCGAACAUUUUCUGGAACAGAAGAACGUGGCCACCGAAGCGCUCGGGGCGCUCGAAGCCAGGACCGGUAUAGAGAAGCGGUAUCUCGCCGCGGGAGCCCUCGCCCUUCUAGGCCUGUAUCUUCUGUUCGGCUACGGGGCCUCUCUACUGUGCAAUGUCAUCGGAUUUGUAUACCCCGCAUAUGCUUCAGUCAAAGCUAUCGAGAGCCCAAACAAGGACGACGACACUGUGUGGCUAACCUACUGGGUGGUGUACGCCCUGUUCGGUCUGGUCGAAUUCUUCAGCGAUCUACUCCUGUUCUGGUUCCCUUUCUACUACGCGGGCAAGUGCGCCUUCCUGUUAUUUUGCAUGACCCCCGGGCCCUGGAACGGGGCGUUACUACUGUAUCAUCGCGUCAUAAGACCUCUGUUUCUAAAACAUCACGUGGCACUAGACAGCGCGGCGACCCAGCUAAGCGGAAGAGCACUGGACUUAGCAGCUGGGAUAACGCGGGACGGUGCGUACUCUGGGCAGAUGCCCAUGGAUACUGGAUUUGUUUUGUUUUUUUCACCCCCUUUGGGUUUCCUUAAAUUUGUUUUUUGUUUGUUUGCUUGUUUUGGUUUUUGUUUUUUCUUUUGUUGUUUUUUGAGACAGGGUCUCACUAGUAACUUACUUUGUAGACCAGGCUAGCCUUAAACUCCUAAAGAUCCACUUAUCUAAGCCUCUUUCCAGAGAGCUAGGAUUAAAGGUUCAUGCCACCACCCAUGGCUAAUUAGGUUGUUUUGAGACAGAAAGCGCCGGGCGGUGGUGGCGCACGCCUUUAAUCCCAGCACUUGGGAGUCAGAGGCAGGCGGCUUUCUGAGUUUGAGGCCAGCCUGGUCUACAGAGUGAGUUCCAGGACAGCCAGAGCUACACAGAAAAACCCUGUCUCAAAAAACCAAUCCCCCCCCCCCAAAAAAAAGUAUUUUAUGUAGCCGAGGGUGAUCUUUUGUUCCUGAUCUUCCUGCCUCUACCUCCUGGGUGCUGGGAUGACAGGUGUGACAGUAUCACCCUGCCCUAGCUUGCUUCUGGGUCUCAAUUGACUCUCUGUCCGUGUCUGUCCCUGUGACUGGAUUUGCUUGUCUGCCCACUCGCCUGUUUCGAGCCUCCUGACCCAGGCUACACUCCUUGUCUUGCGUCUCGACCACCCCUGCAUGGCUCUGCUAUUCUCUUACUGUCUGCCUCUCUCUCCUCGGCUGUCGGGAACCAGUACUACAGGCCUUGGCUCGGGGCCGGGCUCUCGUCACCCCAGCCUCAACAUCGGAGCUCCCAGCCGCUCUGGAACCGGACCCCAAGUCAAGUCAGAGCCUGCUCCUGAGCCACAAGUGAGGUCUGCUGGCAGCCUGUGUGCGGAUCCCCCAGCCACUGACAAGGAACACACAGCUGAUGAUGCCCAGGCCUCUGAGAAUUCUUCAGACUCCCAGACAGAGGAAACACAACCACAACCACAAUCACAACCACAACCACAACCACAGCAGCAACAGCAGCAGCAGCAGCAGCAGCAGCAGCAGCAGCAGCAGCAGCAGCAGCCACAGCGCCGACCCUCAAGCCCAAGUAAGCCAGUAGGAAGCCCGUCCCGCGCUGCGAGUGGCCAGUCCCCGUCCCCGGUCAGCCCAGGCUCCACAUCUGCAUCCCGGGGUCAGCUGGCCACUGGCUCUGUCAGCGGCUCCCAGAUUCCCAGCAAGUCCCGGCCCCAUCGCAGCCGUGGCAGUUUGACUCCCAGAGCUGCACAGCGUGCCCGGCUCCCCAGUGCUACACUGGGGUCCACUCAGUUGCCUAUGCGCUCGGGAGGUGCCUCACAGCCCACAGGCCGGUCUUUGGGACCCAGUCGGACAACAGGCCGCCACACGGGAACAAACCAGCAGACCCCUCAGGUCUCCGCAGCAGCCCAGCCAGCAGGCCGGGCGGCGGUGGCAGCAGCAGCUGCUGCAGCAACACCAGUGGCAGUGGCAGCGCCAGCAGCCACAACUGCACCCACUUCCACACAGCGUGUCAGCGUCUCCGCCCAGGGCUCGCCUAGAGCCCAGUCUCCCGGCACACCCCCUGACCCCAACCAGGCUGGCAGCAAAGCUCCUGUCGAGCCAGGGGAUGCAGGCUCCAAGAGCAACAAGCAGGGCCAGAAGACACAGGUGGCCUGCAACACCUCAGUGCCCGAUCUGCUGGUCCCCUGUCACUCUGAUUCCUCUCUGGACUAUUUGUCCGAGUCCACCACAGAGAUCACCUGUAAAUGGCCAGAAUAUAGUCACCAGCUGCGCUGCCCAAGACACUGCUGGCUUUUGCCACAUCUGGCAUACUAGUGGCAUGCCUGGACACCUAUGGGCCACGAGACCUGAAGGGACACCUGCCCAAGAGAGCCACAUGAAACACUAGACCACCAGAGCACCACACAAGAGCCACAUCGAAUAGCUGCCCGCCAUAGAAACAAGUCAAACAUCAGGCACAACGCCAUGUGAGACACCCCCCAGCCAGGCCUCCACACAUCACUGCCCGUGGACUCCCAAGUGAGGCACCUACCACACAGCCAUAUGAACUACCCCCACAGUGGCACCACACUUCCAUCAGGUGCACGUGAGACACCAUCUGGGGUCCCCGUGUAACAUCUAUCCUCCGAGCACGCAAUAAAGUCACCGCUCAGGCUCACCAA
Arvicanthis niloticus (Nile rat) is the source of this 2787-nucleotide messenger RNA. The record is from RefSeq and is a predicted model, not a curated record. NCBI's taxonomy places the organism in Eukaryota, Metazoa, Chordata, Mammalia, Rodentia, Muridae.